AUGGUCAAUGUGAUAGCAGUUUUUCAAGACUUUUGGAAUACUUCGAUUUUUUACAUGUACAGAAAUUUUGGAGAUCUUACAAUUGAGAAAUACCUGUGGACCGAAAAGGAUAUAGUUAUUUUUACUGAUCGAAUGAGUAACCUUCAGGGCAUUCGGUUCCCAGUUCUUUUUGAACUUGAAUAUUCAGGAAUAAUCAUCACAGUAAACUCUAAAGGUGAACCGAUAUUUGGUGGUUUUAUAGGAAAUAUUUUCAGUUCCCUUGCGAAGAAGAUCAAUGCUAGAUUGGAUAAGUCGAAUUUUCUCGUAAACACAACAUUUACACGAAUUACUCAUGAGGGUGUUAUGAAUAGAACUAUUGAGAUGUCAGGAGGAUGUGUGGGGAUUUCGCCAGACAACAUUAAAUGGUACUCAUAUCCUAUUGCAAUGUCUGAUUGGAGUGUGAUGCUGCCUGUAGAGUCUAACAUUCCUAUUUACAAAGUAUUUGCAUUUGUUUUUAAUUGGGAUGCUUUUGCAAUAUCAAUUAUGGUCCUUGUUUUGCUGUCUUUAUCACUUGCAGCUGCCAAUAAGUUCUCAGGAUCCAGUUUUCGCUAUUUCUUCAACAUUGAUUGUUUUCGUGGAAUGCUUGGGCAGUCUUUCACUGAAACACCCCAACCCUCCUGCAGUACCAAAAUCAUCUAUUCGCAGAUAUUUUUACAUGGAAUCAUACUGGUUACAACAUACAAUGCAUUUCUGCAGUCCUUAAUGACCACACCACCUAAAGAAAAAAUUAUAAAAUCAUUCGAUGAUCUGCAAGCAAGUGGUUUAAAAAUAUACAUUCAUCUUGCCGAAAUGAAAUAUUUGUCCAAAGUAAGACCCGAUCUCAUCAAAAAGUAUUCAAAUCUAUUCCAAGUUGAAACUAAUUUCGUGGCUUUGAAAGAAAUGCGGAACAGUCUUAAUACUAAUUGUGCCUUUAUUGUUACUGGAAUGAAAGCACAAUCAAGUGGAUUGGCAGAUUUCUGGAUGAAAAAGUCUUUUUACGAAUUACUUGCUGCUGGAAAAUUGAAAAAGUUAAAAUUUGACUUGGACCCAGAAUUGGAACGACUUAAAGUUGAAGAUCUUAAAUUAAUUUGGAUAUCGAUGGGAUUUGCGUUGAUGAUGGGACUCUAUGUUUUUGCUAUGGCUGAAAAGCUAAAAUAG
This is a messenger RNA of Episyrphus balteatus (marmalade hoverfly), 1176 nucleotides long. RefSeq lists its product as uncharacterized. The record is from RefSeq and is a predicted model, not a curated record. The coding region runs from base 1 to 1176 and encodes 391 amino acids. Lineage: Eukaryota; Metazoa; Arthropoda; Insecta; Diptera; Syrphidae. The transcript has 3 exons.